AAAUGAAUAAAACACAAAAAAAAACGUAAAUUCUCGUACAGUUUAGAAUGUAACAAUUGCAUCUUGUGUACUACGUUUACUAGGAUUAAUUAUUGGUCGAAGAAAAUAUGAAAUUUUCAAGUUUAUUGCUGACUGCUUUUGUUCUUCACACUGGAACAACUAAUGAUUGUGUAUUAAUAAACGGAACAGCCGAUUGUCAUAAUCAAAAUUUAACAGGUAUUCCGCAAGAUUUACCGAUAUACAUUGAAUCCUUGGAUCUGAGUGAAAACAACCUGGGAAAUAUUUCAAAUAAAUCGUUUGCAAGAUACAGCCAUUUAAAAACACUUGAGCUCCAAAACAGUAAAAUACACACCGUACAACCAGAAGGCUUUGAUGGUUUGACUAGUCUGGAAAAUGUAUCGUUAGCCGGAAACGCACUAAAUAUAUCGACGGAUGGUUUAUUUAUAUUGAAAAAUAUCCGAAAUAUUAUCAACCUUGAUUUUAGUUCAAAUAUGAAUUCACCAAAUAAAGAAAGGUACCUGUUUUAUCCAGAUGAAGCAUUUCAACAGCUCACAAAAUUGCGAAACUUGAGUAUUGAUUUGUACGGACACCCAAUUUUCGGACCUGGAUUUAAAUAUUUGAAACUCCAUUCUAUACGAUUCAAAAGCUGUAGUAUCAAGGCUUUACAAAAUAAAACUUUUGUUAAUUUACCGGAUUCCGUGACAGAACUCUAUCUGACGGAAUGUAAAUUUAUAGAAAAUAAAGCCAUAGAAAUUAAUGUGCUAUUUCCAUUUUCGAAGCUGUCUAUAUUAAGUUUUUCAGGUACUACGAUAUCUUUGACCAAAGGACUAGAAUUAUUAUACCCAUUUAGAAACAAAAGUUUGGAGAUCUUGGAUUUAUCACAUAUGGUAACUGCUCCUAUCUACGAUAAACAAUCCCCCAUACCAGAUGCAAUCAUAUUAACAGCAGGGACGACGCAGUAUUUGAAAACAAUAUGUGUUAAAACUCUUGCCUUAGCUGACAACAAUAUUGUUGACAUUCUGCCUUACUCGUUUUUUGAUUUGGAUUGGAAGCAUCUUAGCUGUCUGGAACAUAUAGAUUUGUCGGGUAACCGUUUUGGAUUUUCUACCUUAGGUUUACAGAUGAGAAAAGCUAGUCCAAAACUUUCUAAUCUAAAAAUAUUUGAUUUUUCAUACAUACCUCUAAGAUAUAAAAGCGCAAAUUACCUGCCAGUGAUAAACGAUUUUAAAGCAAACCAGUUUCGGUUCAAACGCGAAGAUGAAAGUUGUUCCGAUGCAGCUCAUAGUAUUCUGACACUUAAUGUACCAAUUCCUCCACGGUUAGAGUUUGUUCGUAUAACGCACGUUCUUGGUGCACCACCUCUAAUCAAAUUGAAUCUACAGAAUACUGCUAGCUUACGACACAUUGAUAUGUCAUAUUAUGACGUUAAAUGUUUUCCCGUUAUUUCAAUAAACGAAACAGAAAACAAUCUGGAAUAUCUGGAUAUUUCAGGAAUUGAUUGUAAAUUAUAUUACAAAAAUAUUCCUUUCUUUCGUGCACUGGAAACAUUGAUUAUGAGAGAAGCGCAUGUGUAUCGGGCAGUUGAGGAGAACUUGAAUUUAUUUAUUUAUUCUCCAAACUUAGUCAAACUAGAUUUAAGCUCGAACAACUUGUUUACAAUUCCAUCAUCGUUUUUAAAACAUUUGAAAUCACUCGCAAUUUUACGACUGUUGCACAAUUAUUUGAAUAAUAUUCCGAGUGUAAUUGCAGAUCUUCGAAAUCUAGGGUUCCUCGACUUGACUGGCAACAGAAUUUUUACAGUGUUUCCUAAUUUUACUUCGUGGUUCGAUUCCCAAGGAACUAAAAAUACAACUUUUCAUCUUCAAUUACAUGGAAACGAUUUCUCUUGCUCUUGUGAACACCAAGAUUUUAUUCGAUGGUUAAAUACCACAAAGAUUACUUUGGAUAAUGUCAAAUCUUACAAAUGCCGGCUAGCCAACGGCUCAAUCACUACCACACAGGUAGUUUUACAGAACUUCCAUUCAUUAUUUAGUAACUGUUACGCAACUACGUGGUUGCAUAUAGGAAUAAGUAUAAUUAUUUCUGCCUUCAUAAUUAUUCUUCCAACUGCAGUUAUUUUUAACUUCCGUUGGCGUAUAAUAUUUUUCUGUUAUAGAAAGUUUCGCAGAAUUGUAGAAAACAAUAUGAAUUUAUCGUAUGAAUACGAUGUUUUCGUUUCGUAUGGAUACAAUGGUUAUACAUGGGUCCAGGCUACUUUGAUAGAUAAGUUGGAAACUGACUGGAGACUCAAUGUGUGUCUAGAGGAUAGAAAUUUUGUUGGUGGAAAGUCAAUCUAUGAACAAAUUGCUCAUGCAAUAUCUAGCAGCCGUCAUAUCAUAUUUGUUGUGACUUCUGAUUUCAUGUCUAAACCAUUUGCUGCUUACGAAAUAGAUCAAUCAAAGGAAGCUAAAUCGUGUCGUACUCUCCAGAAAGUUAUAAUUGUUGCACUGGAUAUUUGCAUCGAAGACAUUCCAACAGAUUUACGGUCAAUAUGGAGUGAUGUGUCUGUAAUUGAAUUGUCGCAAAACAAUAGCGAUGACCAAUUGUCUUUAGACAAUCUGAGAACGAGACUUCUUUUGAAUUUUUGAGAGUUUGGAGACCAUAUGCGACAGCAGUUUUUUAAACAAACGUUUCUUGCCUAUUUUCAUUGUUUCUAUCAAAAGGACGUGUAUAUAUGCAUGUGUAUAAUAAAUUUCUAAAAGAUCGCAUCUCAACUUCUAAUUAAUGUUUUGGCAAUUCUUGUUAUAUCUUAUAUAUCUUUAUAUUAUACAGUUUUACGGACGCCAUCAUGAUUUUGUUGACCUUUAUAGAUUGUCUGUGUCACAGAUGAUCGCGGAUUCAUCGUCUUUACCUGAUUGUUGCAUUACGAAAUGCGACUUUCACCGAAUUGUUACUUGCAUGAGCAAUAAGAUGGGUUCCGCAAUUUAAGCAGGAACUGCCUUCCCUUCCGGAGCAUCUCGGUUCUAGUUGGGUUCGUGCUGCCUUAUCAUUGGUUUUCUGUGUGAUGUUUUGUUGUUGUUGUUUUUCUUUUCGUCAUUUAAUUUUAAGGCCACGGUGUUGUUGGGGUUUUUUAAACACCAUCUUGUAUUGAGGAUAGUUAUUUAUUCAUUUACUUUUAAUGUAAUAAAUCUUAAAAAAAAUAUUGUAUAAUAAAUACUAUGUAUAUGUAUUUGCUCGGAAACGGGCCCUUUAAUUGGAUUUAAUAAAGUUUUGUAUUUGUA
Molecule: messenger RNA, 3260 nt
Organism: Mytilus californianus (California mussel)
Lineage: Eukaryota; Metazoa; Mollusca; Bivalvia; Mytilida; Mytilidae
Product: toll-like receptor 4
Exons: 2
Coding region: 108-2627 (839 amino acids)
Biological process (GO): toll-like receptor signaling pathway; immune response
Cellular component (GO): membrane
Molecular function (GO): protein binding; transmembrane signaling receptor activity
Source: RefSeq, a predicted model, not a curated record